CAUCCUGACGUCACACACAAACAGGAAGUGCUCCCUGCUUAUCAGACAAUUUAUGGAGUAAAUAUCGACACAUUCAUUAAUUAUAAGUGGUUAACAUGUCUCAAGAUCCCUGGUUACAGAAUUAUGAUGCCACUUGCCGCCUUGUUCAGGAAAUUGCAGAGAACAUUCAUGAAAGAAACAGACAACAGAGGACAGGAGGGAAUCCUGCAAAGAUGAACAUGACACUGCGAGCUUCGCUACAGAAGCUGAAACAGAACAUCAACCAGCUCAGAGAGAGUUUGCUCCGAGUCUCGUCCUCCCGGCGCAUAAUGCAGUCGGAAGCCGAUCGGAGACAGAACCUUGUUGACGACCUGGUCACCAGGGACAAGCAGCUAAAUGCCACGUUCAAGGGUGACGUUACACAGCCAGAGCCCUCGAGGUCGACCCUGAUGGCUGGGGCGGGGGCAGAAGGGGGGGCCGCGGUCAACCCCUGGCUUGUCCACGAGCCAGAGGAGACCAGGGGCCUGGGCUUCUCCGCCAUCAAACAGCAGCAGCAGCACAUCAUCGAAGUUCAGGAUGCUGGGUUGGACGCGUUAGCCGCCGUCAUCAGCCGACAGAAGCUGAUGGGUCAGGAUAUAGGCAACGAGCUGGACGAGCAGAAUGAAAUCAUUGAUGACCUCACCCACCUGGUGGACAAGACGGAUGACCGGAUCCGCAACGAGACAAGAAGGGUUAAGCUGGUGGAGACUAAGUCGGCUUCCUGCGGGAUGCUGGUGGUGAUCGUGCUCCUGCUCAUUGCUAUAGUGGUGGUUGCUGUGUGGCCCACAUAAGGAAGAGGCUGAGGGGAGCGUUUUGGACGUCGCACCGUCCGUGGGAUGACCACUGAGACUGCGUGGAGAGCCUACAGGGGAGACGAGGUGCAGAGGCACUUAUGCAGGUAUGUAUCAAGCGUGCUGAUUUAGGACCAGGUUUGCCUUUUAUAUCCCAAUGAAUGAAAAUGACAUAGACAAGGCAGACCUGAUUCUAGACCAGCACUCCUACACUGAGACGCUUGAUACAUACCUCUGACACACCACCCCUGUGCCCUGUUAAACACACACCAUACACUAAUAAUGACACACAGACUCUUCCACCCCCCCUCUCUUCUCCCUCCCUCUAUAUUUCCCCUCUCCUUUCCCCUUGUAUGAAAACUGAGUGUAUUGUAGUUCUCUACUGUACCUCAACACUUGGAGAGUUGAGCCCUGGCUUAUGAGGAACCAGCAACAAUGUUUUAUUUUCUUACGUGGGUGUUGGUUGGGUAAAGGGUAGCACUGACCCUAAUUCUGUCUGUGGGCUGAGAGGUCCUGGGUUCCGGGUCGCUAAUUCUGCUAGCUUAGCAAUUCACUCACACACAUCUCUUAUUAUAUUAAUUAUUCUAUUUACCCACUAGCGGUUCUAAUGGUAUCAUUUGUCUUGGGAUUUGAUCAUGUUUGUAGGAUAAUUCCAGCCAAAACAAAUAACACGUAUGACUGUCACUUUUUAACAUGAUGCGAAUCAGUUUAGCUCAAUGCAACCUUGUCAUUUCUAAUAAACAACAUUUACAGUUAA
This is a messenger RNA of Oncorhynchus nerka (sockeye salmon), 1566 nucleotides long. Its product is annotated as syntaxin-8-like. Gene Ontology annotation, cellular component: SNARE complex; endomembrane system; membrane. Gene Ontology annotation, molecular function: SNAP receptor activity; SNARE binding. Gene Ontology annotation, biological process: vesicle fusion; intracellular protein transport. NCBI's taxonomy places the organism in Eukaryota, Metazoa, Chordata, Actinopteri, Salmoniformes, Salmonidae. Bases 96 to 809 code for a protein of 237 amino acids. The transcript is spliced from 8 exons. The record is from RefSeq and is a predicted model, not a curated record.